Molecule: messenger RNA, 8054 nt
Organism: Odobenus rosmarus divergens (Pacific walrus)
Lineage: Eukaryota; Metazoa; Chordata; Mammalia; Carnivora; Odobenidae
Gene: PTPRQ
Product: protein tyrosine phosphatase, receptor type, Q
Exons: 45
Coding region: 1-6909 (2302 amino acids)
Biological process (GO): protein dephosphorylation
Molecular function (GO): protein binding; protein tyrosine phosphatase activity
Source: RefSeq, a predicted model, not a curated record
AUGGAUUUUCUUAUCAUUUUUCUUUUACUUUUUAUUGGAACUUCAGAGACACAGGUUGAUGUUUCCAAUGCUGUUCCUGGUACUAGGUACGAUGUAACCAUCUCUUCUAUUUCUGCUACAACAUACAGCUCACCUGUUAGUAGAACAGUGACAACCAAUGUAACAAAACCAGGGCCUCCAGUCUUCCUAGCAGGAGAAAGAGUUGGAUCUGCCGGGAUUCUUCUGUCUUGGAAUACACCACCUAAUCCAAAUGGAAGGAUUAUAUCUUACAUUGUUAAAUAUAAGGAAGUUUGUCCAUGGAUGCAAACAGAAUACACACAAGUUAGAACAAAGCCAGACGGUCUGGAAGUUCUUCUUACUAAUCUUAAUCCUGGAACAACAUAUGAAAUCAAGGUUGCUGCUGAAAACAGCGCUGGUAUUGGAGUGUUUAGUGACCCAUUUCUUUUCCAAACUGCAGAAAGUGCUCCAGGAAAAGUGGUGAAUCUCACAGUUGAGGCCUUUAACUAUUCGGCAGUAAACCUGAUUUGGUAUUUACCUCGGCAACCAAAUGGCAAAAUUACCAGCUUCAAGAUUAGUGUGAAACAUGCCAGAAGUGGAACAGUAGUGAAAGAUGUCUCCAUCGGAGUAGAAGACAUUUUGACUGGGAAAAUGCCAGAAUGUAAUGAGAAUAAUGAAUCUUUUUUAUGGAGUACAACCAGCCCUUCUCCAACCCUUGGUAGAGUUACACCUCCAUCACGUACGACAUAUUCGUCAAGCACGUUGGCGAGGAGUAAGAUAAGCUCUGUGUGGAAAGAGCCUAUCAGUUUUGUAGUGACACAUUUGAGACCUUAUACAACGUAUCUUUUUGAAGUUUCUGCUGUUACAACUGAAGCAGGUUAUAUUGAUAGUACAAUUGUCAGAACACCAGAAUCAGUGCCUGAAGGACCACCACAAAACUGUAUAACAGGCAACAUUACAGGGAAGUCCUUUUCAAUUUCAUGGGACCCACCUACUGUAGUGACAGGGAAAUUUAGUUACAGAGUUGAAUUAUAUGGACCAUCAGGUCGGAUUUUGGAUAAUAGCACGAAAGACCUUAAGUUUGCAUUCACUAACCUAACACCAUUUACGGUGUAUGAUGUAUAUGUUGCAACUGAGACCAGUGCAGGCAUUGGACCCAAAUCAAAUAUUUCAGUAUUCACUCCUCCAGAAGUUCCAGGUGCAAUAUUUGAUUUACAACUUGCAGAAGUAGAAGCUACACAAAUAAGAAUUACUUGGAAGAAACCACAACAACCGAAUGGAAUCAUUAACCAAUACCGAAUCAAAGUUCUAGUUUCAGAGACAGGAGUAAUUCUGGAAAAUACUUUGCUCACAGGAAAAGAUGAGUAUAUAGAUGACCCCAUGACUCCAGAAACUGUGAACAUAAAAGAGUCAAUGGCAGAAUUAUUUGAGGGUUCAGCAGAGAUAUCUUCAGACCUCUACUCGCUUGCUUCAGCUAUAUAUAACAGUCAUGCACGUAAUAACUUCCCUGUGAGGAACAGAGCUGAAGACCAGCAUUCAGCAGUUGGAACUACAAGGAAUCUGUAUAUCACCAACAUUGCUGCUGAACAGCUGUCUUAUGUUAUCAGGAGACUUGUACCUUUCACUGAGCACAUGAUUAGUGUAUCUGCUUUCACCAUCAUGGGAGAAGGACCACCAACGGUUCUCAGUGUGAGGACACGUGAGCAAGUGCCAAGCUCCAUUCAAAUUAUAAACUAUAAAAAUAUUAGUUCUUCAUCUAUUUUGUUGUAUUGGGAUCCUCCAGAAUAUCCCAAUGGAAAAAUAACUCAUUAUACCAUUUAUGCAAUGGAACUGGAUACAAACAGAGCAUUCCAGAUGACUACUACAGAUAACAGCUUUCUCAUAACAGGGUUAAAGAAAUACACGAAAUAUAAAAUAAGAGUGGCUGCCUCAACCCAUGUUGGAGAAAGUUCUUUGUCUGAAGAAAAUGACAUCUUUGUGAGAACUCCAGAAGACGAACCAGAAUCAUCACCUCAAGAUAUUGAAGUUAUUGAUGUUACUGCAAGUGAAAUAAAUUUGAAGUGGUCACCCCCUGAGAAGCCCAAUGGGAUUAUUGUUGCUUAUGAAGUGCUGUAUAAAAAUAUGGACACCUUGUUUAUGAAGAACACCUCAACCACAAACAUAAUUUUAAGGGGCUUAAAACCUUACACCCUCUACAACAUUUCUGUCAGGUCAUAUACCAGAUUUGGUCAUGGCAAUCAGUUAUCUUCUUUACUCUCUGUAAGGACUUCUGAGACUGUGCCUGAUAGUGCACCAGAAAAUAUUACUUAUAAAAAUAUAUCUUCUGGAGAGAUUGAGCUGUCAUUCCUUCCCCCGAGUAGUCCUAAUGGAAUCAUACAAAAAUACACAAUUUAUCUCAGGAGAAGUAAUGGAAAUGAGGAAAGAACUAUAAAUACAACCUCUUUGACCCAGAGCAUUAAAGGACUGAAGAAAUAUACCCAAUACAAGAUUGAAGUGUCUGCUAGUACACUCAGGGGUGAAGGAGUGCGGAGCGAACCCAUAAGUGUACUGACUGAAGAAGAUGCUCCUGAUUCUCCCCCCAAAGACUUCUUUGUAAAACAGUUGUCUGGUGUCACGGUAAAGUUGUCAUGGCAACCACCCCUGGAGCCAAAUGGAAUUAUCCUCUAUUACACAGUUUAUGUCUGGGAUAGAUCAUCAUUAAAAGCUAUUAAUGUAACUGAAACAUCAUUAGAGUUCUCAGAUUUGGACUAUGAUGUUGAAUAUAAUGCUUAUGUAACAGCUAGCACCAGGUUUGGUGAUGGGAAAAUGAGAAGCAGUAUCAUUAACUUUCGAACACCUGAGGGAGCACCAAGUGAUCCUCCCAAAGAUGUUCAUUAUGCAAAUCUCAGUUCUUCAUCAAUAAUGCUCUUUUGGAUGCCUCCUUCAAAACCUAAUGGGAUUAUACAAUAUUAUUCUGUUUAUUACAAAAAUACUUCAGGUACUUUUGUGCAGAAUUUUACACUCCAUGAAGUAACCAAUGACUUUGACAAUAUGACCGUAUCUGCAAUAAUAGAGAAACUGGCAAUAUUCAGCUACUAUACAUUUUGGGUAACAGCAAGUACUUCAGUUGGAGAUGGGAAUAAAAGCAGUGACAUAGUUCAAGUAUACACAGAUCAAGACAUACCUGAAGGGUUUGUUGGAAACCUAACUUACAAGUCCAUUUCGUCAACUGCAAUAAAUGUAAGCUGGAGCCCGCCGUCUCAACCAAAUGGUCUAGUCUUCUACUAUGUUUCUCUGAGCUUACAGCAGACUCCUCAUCAUGUGAGACCACUUCUCGUUACAUAUGAGAGAAGCAUGUAUUUUGAUAAUCUGGAAAAAUAUACUGAUUAUAUAUUAAAAAUCACUCCAUCAACAGAAAAGGGAUUCUCUGAUACCUAUACUGCCCAGCUACACAUCAAAACUGAAGAAGAUGUGCCAGAAACUUCACCAAUAAUCAACACUUUUAAAAACCUUUCCUCUACCUCAGUUCUCUUAUCAUGGGAUCCCCCAGUAAAGCCAAAUGGUGCAAUAAUAAGUUAUGAUUUAACUUUACAAGGACCAAAUGAAAAUUAUUCUUUCGUUACUUCUGAUAAUUAUCUAAUAUUGGAAGAGCUUUCACCAUUUACAUUAUAUAGUUUUUUUGCCGCUGCAAGAACUAUAAAAGGACUUGGUCCUUCCAGUACUCUUUUCUUUUACACAGACGAGUCAGUGCCUUUAGCACCUCCUCAAAAUUUGACCCUAAUCAACUACACUUCAGACUUUGUAUGGCUGAAAUGGAACCCAAGUCCUGUUCCAGGCGGUAUUGUUAAAAUAUAUAGUUUAAAAAUUCAUGAACAUGAAACUGAUACUAUAUUUUAUAAGAAUAUUUCAGGUGUUCAAACUGAAGCCCAACUUUUUGGACUGGAACCAGUCAGCACCUAUUCUGUCAGCAUAUCUGCCUUUACAAAAGUCGGAAAUGGCAAUCAGUUUAGUAAUGUAGUAAAAUUCACAACUCAAGAAUCAGUUCCAGAUGCUGUACAGAACAUACGGUGUUUGGCCACUAGCUGGCAGUCAGCUUUAGUGAAGUGGGAUCCGCCCAAAAAGGCAAAUGGAAUAAUUAUUCAUUAUGUGAUAACAGUUGAAAGGAAUUCUACAAGAGUCUCUCCCCAAGAUCAAGAUCAUAUGUAUACUUUCGGGAAACUUCUUGCCAAUACCUCAUAUGUCUUUAAAAUAAGAGCUUCAACCUCAGCUGGUGAAGGUGAUGAAAAAACAUGCAACGUCAGCACACUACCUGAAGCAGUUCCCAGUGUUCCCACAAAUAUUGUUUUUUCUAAUGUUCAAUCAACUAGUGCAACAUUAACAUGGAUGAGACCUGACACUAUUCUUGGCUACUUCCAAAAUUACAAGAUCACCACUCAACUGCGGGCUCAGAGAUGCAUAGAAUGGGAUUCUGAAGAAUGUGUUGAAUAUCAAAAAAUUCAAUACCUUUAUGAAGCUGACUUAACUGAAGAGACAGUGUAUGGAUUAAAGAAAUUUAGAUGGUACCGAUUCCAAGUGGCUGCCAGCACCAAUGCCGGCUAUGGCAAGGCUUCCAAUUGGAUAUCUACACGAACCCUUGCUGGUCCUCCAGAUGGUCCUCCUGAAAAUGUGUAUGUAGUAGCAACAUCACCUUUUAGCAUCAACAUCAGCUGGAGUGAACCUGUUACCAUUACUGGACCAACAUUCUAUCUGAUCGAUGUCAAAUCAGUAGAUAGUGAUGAAUUUAAUAGGUCCUUCAUCAAGUCAAAUGAGGAAAAUAAGACCAUAGAAGUUAAAGAUUUGAAAAUAUUCACAAGGUAUUCUGUGGUGAUCACAGCAUUCACUGGAAACAUAAGUGCUGCAUAUGUAGAAGGAAAGUCAAGUGCUGAAGUGAUUGUUACUACUUUAGAAUCAGUCCCCAAGGAUCCACCUAACAAUAUGACAUUUCAGAAGAUACCAGACGAAGUUACAAAAUUUCAGUUAACAUUUCUUCCUCCUUCUCAACCCAAUGGAAAUAUCCAAGUAUACCAAGCUUUAGUUUACCGAGAAGAUGAUCCUACUGCUGUCCAGAUUCACAACCUCAGUAUUAUCCAGCAAACUGACACAUCCGUCAUUGCGAUGUUAGAAGGACUAAAAGGUGGACAUACGUAUAAUAUCAGUAUUUAUGCAAUUAAUAGUGCUGGUGCAGGGCCAAAGGUUCAGAUGAGAAUAACCAUGGACAUUAAAGCUCCAGCACGACCAAAAACCAAACCAACCCCUAUUUAUGAUGCCACAGGAAAACUGCUUGUGACUUCAACAACAAUUACAAUCAGAAUGCCAAUAUGUUACUACAAUGAUGAUCAUGGACCAAUCAAAAAUGUACAAGUGCUUGUAACAGAAGCAGGGGCUCAGCAUGAUGGAAAUGUAACAAAGUGGUAUGAUGCAUAUUUUAAUAAACCAAGGCCGUAUUUUACAAACGAAGGCUUUCCUAAUCCCCCGUGUACGGAAGGAAAGGCAAAGUUCAGUGGCAAUGAAGAAAUCUACAUCAUUGGUGCUGAUAAUGCAUGCAUGAUUCCUGGCAGUGAAGACAGAAUUUGCAAUGGACCUCUGAAACCAAAAAAGCAAUACUUAUUUAAAUUUAGAGCCACAAAUAUUAUGGGACAAUUUACUGAUUCUGAUUAUUCUGAUCCUGUUAAGACUUUAGGUGAAGGACUUUCUGCAAGAACUGUAGAAAUUAUUCUCUCAGUCACUUUGUGUAUUCUUUCGAUCAUUCUUCUUGGGACAGCUAUUUUUGCAUUUGCAAGAAUUCGACAGAAGCAGAAAGAAGGUGGCACGUACUCUCCUCGAGACGCAGAAAUUAUUGACACUAAAUUCAAGCUGGAUCAGCUCAUCACUGUGGCAGACCUGGAACUGAAGGACGAGAGAUUAACGCGGUUACUUAGUUAUAGAAAAUCCAUCAAGCCGGUAAGCAAGAAGUCCUUCCUGCAACAUGUUGAAGAGCUUUGCACAAACAACAACCUAAAGUUUCAAGAAGAAUUUUUGGAAUUGCCAAAAUUUCUUCAGGAUCUUUCUUCAACUGAUGCCGAUCUGCCUUGGAACAGAGCAAAAAACCGCUUUCCGAAUAUAAAACCAUAUAAUAAUAAUAGAGUGAAGCUGAUAGCUGAUGCUAGUAUUCCAGGAUCGGAUUAUAUUAAUGCCAGCUAUGUUUCUGGCUACUUAUGUCCAAAUGAAUUUAUUGCCACUCAAGGUCCAUUACCAGGAACUGUUGGGGAUUUUUGGAGAAUGGUGUGGGAAACCAGAGCAAAAACAUUAGUAAUGCUAACGCAGUGUUUUGAAAAAGGGCGGAUCAGAUGCCAUCAGUAUUGGCCAGAGGACAACAAACCAGUUACCGUCUUUGGAGAUAUAGUGAUUACGAAGCUAAUGGAGGAUGUUCAAAUAGAUUGGACCAUCAGGGAUCUGAAAAUUGAAAGGCAUGGAGAUUACAUGACUGUUCGACAGUGUAACUUUACUGCUUGGCCUGAGCAUGGGGUCCCGGAAAACAGUGCCCCUCUAGUUCACUUUGUAAAAUUGGUUCGAGCAAGCAGAGCGCAUGACACCACACCCAUGAUUGUUCACUGCAGUGCUGGAGUGGGAAGAACUGGAGUUUUUAUUGCUCUGGACCACUUAACACAACAUAUAAAUGACCACGAUUUUGUGGAUAUAUAUGGAUUAGUAGCUGAACUGAGAAGUGAAAGAAUGUGCAUGGUCCAGAACCUGGCACAGUAUAUUUUUUUAUACCAAUGCAUUCUGGAUCUCUUAUCAAGUAAAGGAAGUAAUCAGCCCAUCUGUUUUGUUAACUAUUCAGCACUUCAGAAGAUGGACUCUUUGGAUGCCAUGGAAGGUGAUGUUGAGCUUGAAUGGGAAGAGACCACCAUGUAAAUAUCCAGACCAAAGAUUACAACCGGAAGAUAUUUUCAAACCCCGGGGGCCAAAAUUUCCCCCUCAUUCUUCUGAAUUGAAAUGUGUAACCUUAAAGAAAGGUCUAUGUUUCUGUUACUGUGCCUUACUAAAUGGAUUGACAUUUUAGGAAUAGUUCUAGGAAAUAGCUAAUUCAGGAUAGUCAUUUUGUUUUGUACAGAAUACACAUUGAAAAUGUUUAAGAAAAGAGAUCCCAGAGAUUUUUGAAGUCUUCCAUAUUUUUGGAAUGAGCCAAAUAGAAAAUGAUCAUUAGAUUAGCAUGAAUGUUUCCAGGUAAAUUUUCCCCACAUAUUGGAUUGAAUCUUGAACAAGAAUUGUAAAUGUUGAUUUGGUCGUGUUAUUUUGGCCUCCAGGGUGUUAAUGUUCCUUGUGGAUAACUUCCAGGACUGUCCUAAUGCUCUGUACUUCCGUGUACACCCCUGGGUUUUGAAUCCUCUGUUUUAUGAGUGCUGAGAUAUCAUCUCGUGAUCUCCAACAGCUGAACAGUAACCCCUUGACACUGCCGGGAUUACUCAGCCUUUAUACAACACACAGUAGCUCUUCAGGGACACUUAGGGCUAUGUAAGUUGCUUUGUGAUCUUUAGUUUGAAAAACAAAAAGAAAAAUGAAACAGUGCGAUUGCUCAUAGGGAGCUGUAGAGUACUUUGUACUGUCUACAUUUGUACCUUUUUCAGGACGAGUUGUACCACUAUGCUGUAUCAUUUAAUACAUGGUUAAAUGUAUCAGAGUAUUUGCCUAUUAGAUGUCUGUGCAACCUAAUAUUGAUAGUUUUGGAAGGUCUCUUGGGCAGAAAUGUAUGAUGUAUGGCAAGCUGGUAAACUAACGAUACGCUGCUGUGGUACCAACAGAAAUUAUGAAUAGAUUACCUAAAAGGAUCUUUUUUCAUCUCCCAAGGUAGAUCAUGGAGGUGUGUAUCUGGUGGAACUGCAAAAAAGGGAUUAACCAGGUGGUAGCAAAUUAGAGAUUUUUUUCUUAACAUUUUUCAACCUCCUUUUUGUUAGUGACAAUGUACUAAGUAAGUUUUGAACUAUAUGAAAUUAUUUUGUCAUAGAUUUCAAUUAAGGAUCAUAAAAUGAAAUAGUAUCAGUUAUUCUAUUUCUUCUAUG